Molecule: messenger RNA, 603 nt
Organism: Capsicum annuum
Lineage: Eukaryota; Viridiplantae; Streptophyta; Magnoliopsida; Solanales; Solanaceae
Product: subtilisin-like protease
Exons: 2
Coding region: 1-603 (200 amino acids)
Biological process (GO): proteolysis
Molecular function (GO): serine-type endopeptidase activity
Source: RefSeq, a predicted model, not a curated record
AUGGUACUGAAACUGCAUACCACACACACUCCAAGUUUUCUCGGGUUGCACCAGAAUGUUGGCUUGUGGAAUGCUUCAAAUUCUGGUAACAGUAUUAUUAUUGGUGUAUUAGACAGUGGAAUAACUCCACAACAUCCUUCAUUCAAUGAUAAUGGAAUGUCUCCUCCUCUGGCCAAAUGGAAAGAUGGAGAAGGACAUGGGACACCUACUUCAAGCACAACUGCUGGGAACUUUGUGGAAGGUUCUAAUUUGCUUGGUAAUGCUAACGGCACUGCUAUUGGAAUUGCAACCCGUGCUCAUGUGGCCAUGUAUAGAGUUUGUGAUUCAGUUUGUAAAGAUUUUGAUAUCUUAGCUAGUCUUGAUGCAGCCAUUAAAGAUGGUGUGGAUGUGAUCUCUAUAUCUCUUGGAAUAACAGUCGCUUUACUUUUAUAUAGUGAUGUUUUAGCAAUUGGCUCUUACAGUGCGAUUGCCAAGGGGAUAUUUGUAAUUGCCUCGACAGGAAAUCUAGGACCAAAUAAUUGUACAGUAAUAAAUGGAGCCCCAUGGAUUCUCAAUGUUGCUGCUAGCACAACAGACCGAAAGAUAAGCGCAAUAGCCAUGUAG